AUGGGUGGCUUCUACAUGCAGUACCUGGAGAGCCUUUGCCGGCGCCGAGGAUGGACAGACCCCUCGUACGAGUGUUACCGUGACCCCAAUGGCUUUACUUGCCUUGUCCUAGUCAACGGACGCGAGUACCAGACCGACCUGGCAUACGAGUCCGACCUGUUGGCUCAAGAAAACGCUGCCAUGCGUGCGUUCAUGGUUUGCCGCAACUUUUCCGUCAACGGCGGCAUGCUUGCUCGCAACGGUAUUGUCCAGGGACUUCCAGCCAAUGCUGAUACCCGACGCAAGAGCCGCCCUACAUCGUCCAGGGACAGCAAUGAACGUCACGGCCGCCGCUCCGGCACUCACUCGAGCAGCAGUUCCACUGCUUCAUUUGAAUAA
Messenger RNA from Trichoderma breve, 378 nucleotides. RefSeq lists its product as uncharacterized. Bases 1 to 378 code for a protein of 125 amino acids. The transcript is spliced from 2 exons. NCBI's taxonomy places the organism in Eukaryota, Fungi, Ascomycota, Sordariomycetes, Hypocreales, Hypocreaceae. The record is from RefSeq and is a predicted model, not a curated record.